GCCGCACUGCAAUGGAGAGAAGGGAAGAGGAGCCACUGCACCCGCCGCGGGGGAAGGAGAAGCAGGAGGAGGAGGAGGAGGAGCGGGAGGAGGAGGAGGAAGGAAAAGGGGGAGACGGAGAUUAGUCUUGUCCCGGCUGGCGGAAAUCACCGAGGCGCUGCUGAUACGUUCAGAUCUCUCGGCCGGGUCUGUGUUUUGUGUGCUAAGCAAAUAAACACAGCUCCAGAAAUGCUCCCGCUGCCGUUGCGGUGCUGCUGAUAGGAUCGUCAGCCGCCGCCGCCGCCGCCCCCCUCCCGGCUCCCGGUCUGGUCUGGGAGAAGCAGAACAGGCAGCAACAGAGCUGGGAGGGAGUGGAUGCCCUCGCUGUGCCUCUCUGCCUCCUCUCUGAUCGUGCAUUGCUGGAGGAACCGAGAAGCUGAUCCGUCUCCUCCUCCCGCGCCGCAGCUCCCUCGUUCCAAUCCCAAGAGCCCCGUCAAAGCUUUCGUUUCUCUCCCUCUCUCUCUUCCCCCCGCAACCCCACUCCUGCUAUCCCUUCCCGCCCCCCAGCCGCGGCCUCUUCCCAAUCCUCCAACCAUGACCAUUUCGGUUUUCACCUUAUAAAGAUGGCGGUGUGGGAUCACUGCAACCUUUAGACUCAUGACUGUCAGAAACAUCGCCUCCAUUUGUAAUAUGGUUCUGCAGGAGCAGUUACAUGCAGUCGCCAUCUUCCCACCCUGUGGUGACCCAGCAUGCCCUUUGCUGGUGAGGUCAUAUCCACCAUUCAUCAGCACUGGAGAAUGGAGCCUACCUAUAGGGGCACCAAUGCCUCUGCUCUGGAAAAAGACAUUGGGCCAGAGCAAUUUCCACUCAAUGAACACUACUUCGGACUGGUCAAUUUUGGGAACACCUGCUACUGCAAUUCUGUCCUGCAAGCCCUGUACUUCUGCCGGCCAUUUCGGGAGAAUGUGUUGGCAUACAAGGCCCAGCAGAAAAAGAAGGAAAACCUCCUGACAUGCCUGGCCGACCUUUUCCAUAGUAUUGCGACGCAGAAGAAGAAAGUUGGGGUCAUCCCACCAAAAAAGUUCAUCUCCCGGUUACGAAAGGAGAAUGAUCUGUUUGACAACUACAUGCAACAAGAUGCCCACGAGUUUUUGAACUACUUACUGAACACCGUUGCCGACAUUCUGCAGGAGGAGAAGAAGCAAGAAAAGCAAAACGGCAAGCUGAGAAACGGCAACAUGAAUGAAGCGGAAGAGAACAACAAGCAAGAACUCACCUGGGUGCAUGAGAUUUUUCAGGGAACACUGACGAAUGAAACGAGAUGUUUGAACUGUGAAACUGUUAGUAGCAAAGAUGAAGAUUUUCUCGAUCUUUCUGUUGACGUUGAACAGAAUACAUCAAUUACUCACUGCUUAAGAGACUUCAGCAACACAGAAACAUUGUGUAGUGAACAGAAGUACUACUGUGAGACUUGCUGCAGCAAACAGGAGGCACAGAAAAGGAUGAGGGUUAAAAAACUGCCAAUGAUCCUCGCAUUACACCUGAAGAGAUUCAAAUACAUGGAGCAGCUACAUCGGUACACCAAACUCUCUUACCGUGUGGUGUUUCCGCUGGAGUUACGGCUCUUCAACACAUCCGGGGAUGCUAUCAACCUGGAUCGCAUGUAUGACUUGGUGGCUGUAGUAGUUCAUUGUGGCAGUGGACCUAAUCGUGGACAUUAUAUUACCAUUGUGAAAAGCCAUGGAUUUUGGCUUUUGUUCGAUGAUGAUAUUGUAGAGAAAAUUGAUGCGCAAGCUAUUGAAGAAUUCUAUGGUCUGACUUCUGAUAUCUCAAAAAAUUCAGAAUCUGGAUAUAUUUUAUUUUAUCAGUCAAGAGAGUGACUGGGUAGACUGUGACUUUUUCUGCACUCAAGAGGAGAAGCUGACCAACACUGUUAAUUGACUUCCAUGUAGACCCAUCCAAUACAGUCCAUUCUGCUCAUAUUUCAGCUGCUGACUGAAACUCCUUUGACUGGGAGAUUGGCCUCCACCUUUACCAUGACUCUCCUUUAAAGGCAACAAGAACAAAUUUAUGCAGACUCAUGUUCACCUGUUGGAUCCUGCUGAACUGAGGUUUAAUGUUUCAUAGGUGUUUGCAUCACCGUUAAGGACCAUUUCUUCCCUGAUUCUAAAGAACCAUUCUUUUAGACUAGUGGUUUCCAAACCAAGGUACCGUGGAAUGCCUUAGAUGACUAGCAGGGAUUCCUCAGUGACAAGGUCAGUAGAAAUGGUGGACUUCCACCCGAGCCAAUGUCAGGAGUCUCCAUUGUUGGGCACCUUCCAUGGCCCAUACUACUGAUCCCCACAAUCCCUCACCCUGCUCCUCCUCACUUCUGUUGCUUGUUCAUCUGCCCUUUCCAGGUUUGUGAGCAGUGGCAAAAGAAAGGGUGAACAUCAGCCUCCACAUGCCUUGUCCUCUCUUUCAACCUGUGGUGGUAGAUUGGGCCCAUGGGGAAAGGACAAGUGAAUGGACAGUGGUGACAGUGGCAAGGAGGCUUCUCAGAGACAUGGGUCAGCUGAAGGUAUCUUACCUGAGAGUCCUCCAAAAUCUGGAGCCAACACUGUCAUCCAUACCUUAAAUUAGAUUUCCCCCAUCCCUGGUCCCUCCAGAUAUUGAUAGACUACAAUCCCCAGAAUCCCUGAUGAUUGCCCUGCUGGCUGGGGCUGAUGGGAGUUGUAGUCCAAAACAUCUGGAGGGACCCAAGUCGUGGAAGGCUGCUAUUAAAAUAGUUUGCUCACAACUACUGACCUUCCCCUGAAAGGGUGUACUGGAGGUAAUCUAGAGUGCAUAUACACAGUUUGCACAGGGCAGUGACAAACCUGGUCAGCAUUGCACAUGGAAUGAGCAUGCACCCUAGAACAUAUCCUGGCAGCUUCUGCUGUGCGCAUGGGUACUAUGGCAGGUGAUGCUCAAGGGUUUCUAGGUAGGGUAAUCGAUGUGGAAGGGCUGUCUUCGGGUAGAAAGUCUGAAAAUUGCUGCUUUAGAUGCCUACUACUGAAAUGUAACUCCUACUCAUGGAAAGGAGAUACAUGUGUAUUUCAUAACUAUUGGAACUGGGCUUAGAUUGUGGACUAGGUCACAUAGUAUUCUCCAGUUAGAAAACUAUUCUUUCCAAACCCUUUAAGCUUUGGGUUAUUAAAAAAGAAAUCGAAUUGGCAACCUCAAGACACACAUUUACUCCAAGGGAUUUCAGUUCCAUUUGAAUCAAAUCAUGCUUGUUUGUCUAGUCUUCCUGUUUAUCGUGGGACAUGAGCUGAGCUGCUCCUUUGGAUUCCCGCCCUGUAAAAGGCUUUCGGGGAUUUUGCACUGAAGGAGGUGGGGGAGGGAAGCGGUUCCUCCAUGUAACUUUCACUAUGUAAUGAGUGAUUUAUCUUUUCUUAACCCAAAGAGAUCCUGCAAAACGAUGUUGUUGUUUAUUCAAGUUCACACAUGUCUGAGUAUCGUGCGUGCAAGUAAGUGCUUGUACAGCAGUUGUGCAAUCCAGUUAAGAAAUACCGGCCAUGAGCCAAAGCUCUAGAGGACUCAAGCACACAACCGAGUUCCAUGUGAACCGCGGCUUUCUCGUUCUCUUCAGUCUUGGAGAAUGCAUCCUCAUGUACACGUUAGAGGUUUCGCAUGCACGUCACAGCCGCUGGAUUUCAGUAACUAUCUGCCAUGGCGCUCAAUUCUGCAAAGCGCUAGACUUUGACAGGUUGCAGUGGCUGCAUUGAGAGCUAAAUGAUGUGGCAUCACCCAGGGUAAAACAAUUUUUCAUGUUCUGCAGCACCUUUACAGUCAGAUAUAUUAAAAUCCAGUUCCUGAGUUCCAUCUCUUUGUUACACUUCCACGUGACUAAGAAAUGACACCUGGGGGCAACUAGAAUAGGGUCAAAUUUUAGUGGCUCCCAUUUGGUUCUAUGGCCUGAAAUAGAAGGGCUGCAAUUGGCAAGGCAGCUGGGAAAGCUGCAAAGUCACUGACCGAGACAGCGAUAGAUUCCUAGAAGCAUAAGGCAGAUUUAGCUCCCACCUGAAUUGUGUCCCUGAGAACAUGCCUAAAAUGCUCAUCUUGAGAACACCUUUUCAGUGGUAGCCAAAUGUGCCCUCUGGCCCUAAUGCUGAGUGGCCAAGUUUGCACCAAAUGGGACUACCAUUGGGAUACUAUGUGUCUCUGUGUACGUCCAUCAGAAUCUGCAGUAUAUAAAUCUUCUCUGCAGCCCUCUUGCCCCCAUUGUAUUGACAGGCAUUUUGUUAGUUGUGUAAUUCUAAAGAGCAUUUAUCCCUGCAGAGAUUAAAUACGAACAACAUCAGCAGUCAUGUGUAUUGCCUAGCCAAAUUUCAGUUUUAAGGCUGUUAGCUGCAAUAGUUGCACUCUAGCUGGUCAGGGACUUCUGAAACAAUAUUGCAUAAGUCGUCCAUAAAUGUAAAUAUCAGAAGGUGAAUUGGAAGCAUCUCUGCUUUUGUUGAACAAAUGGUUGUGGAAUAUCAGAGUUGGAUUGGCUUAACAUAUAACACUUGUUUGGUGCCUUGCAUGGGCUGCUAACACCAGAUUUUGAUCCAAGCAAAACAGAAGGCAACGGGCACCUUCUAGCAGGAUGUCCCCCUUUACAGGAUGUCCUGUUGAAAGGAAUAGGAGCUGUGCGACAGCUUUUCUUCCCGCUGGAUUCUUUGUGGAUCUGUGUAUGAUUUCUAGUGAGGAAAUUCCAGAAGAGAUCACAAGCGCACUGCAUUUAUUUCUAUUUUUUAAUGCAUGUAUUUAUUAGGAGUCAGUCCCUUUUAGGUUUUAUGAAUAGAGCUCUAAUCACAUGUUUAUUGCUGAGCUGCUAAUUUCAUCACUGGUUGCAUCUUGCAUCUUGGUUACCCUUCUGAGAAUGAAAAUCUUCCUUAUGUGCAUGUGAUAUUUACCCCCCUUUUUAACAAUCUUACAGUAUUGGCUCUCGCUAAAACAGAACAUCGUGCAUUUGGAACAGUGUGAGGCUGCUGUGUACUAAGGGGUGUAGCAUGUUACAUGGCUGAGGAACAAAAUCAGAUACUUUUUAAUCUUUGAAGUCCCACAAUUUGUUUAUCACUGUGAUGAUCUAUCAGGAUAGAACAAAAAGAGUCUUGCUUGCAUGACUACUGCAUUUGAUCAGCAGGGCUGUGGCAACUCUAUAUGCAUAAAGAGACAGGCAUUUUGCACCUCUACAUAGCUUAAUAAAGUCUGUGUAUAUGCCUAACCAUUAGAAUGAUCACUGGAAUGUGGACAGUGCCUGCUAAAAUCUCAUAUGCCAGAAUUGGACCUGAGCUCAGGUCCAGGUCUGGCAUAUAAGAUCUUAGCAGGCAUUGCCCAUAUUUUCCCCAAACAUGUUCAGGGUCAUAAGGACUAGAAAUAUGGUUCUUUCAACAACAACAACAACAACAACAACAACAACACAAUCAAAGGAUGCUGAUGUCAAAUGUCACACUUGCACAAUACUGUCAAAGAUGCAAAGAUACACAUAAUCCUGAGUAUAACAUCAGAAGAGCCCUAGUCUACAGGUUCCUAUCAGGCUACUCAGUGAAGCAAAAGAUGGAAGGUUACGUUGUAUCAAGAAAACCUUAUCAAAAUGUGCCUGUAGCCUAUAAUUCACAAAGACAGUUCAUACAUAUGUAUGCAUCACUUGACUACUCAGCUUUCAAUUACUGGUAGCUGAAUAUGUGAACUGGCUCAGACCUGGUUCAGACGUAAUGGGAAAUCAUGGCUUUCCACUACAUAAACAAGCCAAAACACAGAGUUGGUUUGCACUGUUCCCUCGCCUCCUCUUUUGUGGCUCCAAGGAGAUUGGCAGCCUCUCCUUUCAGUUCCCUGUGACAUCCGAACUCUGGGAGCUCUAGUCUGUUUAAACUCCAAACCAAGAUCAGAAAUCACAGUUUGACCCUGGUUUGUUUAAACUAAUUAAUUAGAGUUUAAAUCAACCAUAGUUCUCUGAGUUUGGACAUAAUAAGGAACUGUGCUUUUUUUUAACACUGGAAGCGAAGGCUUCCUAUACUCAGGCUGCAUGAGAGAAAGGCAAGGGGAAUGUGCAAACCUACAGCUUAUCAUGGCUUGUUCACAUGGUGGAAAAUCAUUGUUUUCUCUUACAACUCAACUGGGCCUGUUUACAUUUUGCACUCAAAGUGCUGAUGUGAAAGUUGUGUCUCUGGUGUUUGAUCUGUGAUGGAUCAUUCACUCAUGCAACACAUCAUUUGUUGCUGCAGUCAUCAAGCGAUUAGCAAGCAUGGAUCAAGUAUACAUGUCUUACCUCAGAGGACAUGAGCAUGACACUAUUUCUAACUUUGGGGCUGGAGCAAUGCUAGCUUGUCUAACAAAUAACUGGAAUCAAUGGGGCUCUUUCCACUAAAGCCCACUUGUCAACAGACACUGUACAAUUGACUCCCAUGGGGUUGGGAUGUGGUCCUUUUGUGAAUAAAGUCCUUUACUUGCUUUGCUACGUUGCACAGCAUUUUUCUGAGAUGUGGCCAUCACUUUUCUGACGGGCUGGCUGCUCCGGUUGUGGUGAAUAAAUGCACUUUCUAGUUCAGUGUUAAUCAAUGUAAUACAGAUGUUUUGUACAUUGCAAAGGUUGCUGCCAAACGUUUUUAGGAUUUAUGUUAAACUUUUUUUUAAAUAAAAAAAAAGCUAGCAUUAAUGUAUAACUUGGAUGUUUGGAGCUGAUGUUUGUAUGAACAGAAUUUUUUGCAUUACUGGUGAUUUUUAAGGAAACAAACAAAAAAUUAGAGAUAAGGAUAUAUUUGUGUUUUACAUUGAAUACAAUAUUCUUUUUUUGUGGUAGAUAAUGAAGCCAGAAGAUUGAAAUAAUAUUUAAAUAUUAUAAUAUACAACCCAACAUGUUUUUCCUUCCUGUAUCUGAUCAUUUGAGUUGGAUAAUAAAUGCAGACAAUUAUAGUA
Messenger RNA from Elgaria multicarinata webbii, 6900 nucleotides. It is a transcript of the gene USP46, whose product is annotated as ubiquitin specific peptidase 46. Gene Ontology annotation, molecular function: cysteine-type deubiquitinase activity. The transcript is spliced from 10 exons. NCBI's taxonomy places the organism in Eukaryota, Metazoa, Chordata, Lepidosauria, Squamata, Anguidae. Gene Ontology annotation, biological process: protein deubiquitination. Bases 729 to 1859 code for a protein of 376 amino acids. The record is from RefSeq and is a predicted model, not a curated record. Gene Ontology annotation, cellular component: nucleus; cytosol.